AAAUAAAAUGCCGAAUUGUGGAAAAUACAAGAUCAAGAAGAAAUUAGGUGGAGGCGCUUUUGGACAAGUAUUUCUGUCAAAGAAUGAGGAGACCUCCAAACAUGUUGCCAUAAAAAUAAUUAAACCAGAAGUAUUGGAGAAGGGAACUAUUGAUAUGAUAGCUAAGGAAGUCAAUAUUUUAAUGGAACUAGACCAUCCCAACAUCACCCGACUAUUAGAAGCAGGUUUUAUGGACUUAUCUUCUCGUGGAAAAUCCAAUGAAGUCUAUUGAAUUGCACUUGAACUUGCUAGAGGAGGCGAACUCUUUGAUUUUAUCUCAAUUUCUGGAGCUUUUGAUGAAGAUAUCUGAAGAUACUACUUCCUCCAAUUAUUAGAUGGAAUUGAACACCUCCAUAACAAAGGAAUUAGUCAUAGAGAUUUGAAAACUGAAAAUAUCCUUUUAGACAAGCAUUAUAAACUUAAAAUUGCCGAUUUUGGAUUCAGCACUACGAAAUCUACUAAUAGUACAAGGGUUGGUACAAGUGGAUACAUGCCACCAGAAUUUUAUUACAAGAAGACCUACAGUGCCCAAGCUGCUGAUAUAUAUGGGAUUGGUUUGAUUCUGUUCAUCAUGCGUUCUCAGUGUAGACCUUACUUAAACGCAAAGGUGGAUGACGCUCAGUACAAAUAUAUUCAUAGGAACACACCGGAUGCAUUUUGGAAGUAUUAUACAAAAAGGAAGGGAAAAGACUAUUUCUCAGAAGAAUUUAAAAGCCUUUUGAAUAGUCUCUUAUGCUUCAAUCCUUGCCACCGACUCUCUAUCUCAGAGAUCAGAGAGCAUCCUUGGACUAUGGGGCCAGUUGCAACUAGUGAAGAAGUUAAAGAAGAGUUUAGUAGAAGGAAAAUGGAAUUAGAUGAAGAAAUGAAGAAACAGAAAGCAAAAGACCCAAAAGCCACAACUUUUGACAUGUCCCUUAUAGAAGGAAGAAGUGUGCAUAGAGGUGUUAGAGACGAAGAUGAUGAAGAAAACUUAGAGGUUUAUAUGAGAGAAGAGCAAGAAUAUGAGGAUGAGAUGGAGAAUUAUCACUCUUUCUUCUCAACUUCCAAUUUAGAAGAUCUUUGGGGAGUUUUGUGAGAAUAUGUAAUAACUGAGUCUGGAGGCAAAGCUACCUUUUCAAGCAACGAAUAUAGCGUGUCUACUGAGAUUGUUGAUACAGAUGAAGAAGAAAAAGAAAGACUUAGUACAGAUGAACCUUCACUAAAUGCUGGAGAAUAUAUGGUGCACAUCCUGAAAGUACCAGAUCAGGAAAAGCAUUAUGUCGAAGGCAUAUUACUUGAAGGAGAUAAGUUCAAAUUUACAGAAAAUUUCAACCAACUCAAGCAGUACUUUGGUGGUCACAUUAACGCCACUCUGGCAGAUUAGAAUCAAGAGUAUAUUGUGAUAAAAAUUUCCUUAAAAUUAUGUUUUUGUAGGUGAAAACUCAUCAA
Moneuplotes crassus is the source of this 1467-nucleotide messenger RNA. NCBI's taxonomy places the organism in Eukaryota, Ciliophora, Spirotrichea, Euplotida, Euplotidae. The record is from the annotation of a GenBank genome assembly.